Molecule: messenger RNA, 3610 nt
Organism: Cicer arietinum (chickpea)
Lineage: Eukaryota; Viridiplantae; Streptophyta; Magnoliopsida; Fabales; Fabaceae
Product: N-terminal acetyltransferase B complex auxiliary subunit NAA25
Biological process (GO): N-terminal peptidyl-methionine acetylation
Cellular component (GO): NatB complex; cytoplasm
Molecular function (GO): protein binding
Source: RefSeq, a predicted model, not a curated record
CUGUUUUGAACCCUGGUCAGUACUAUACACUCCAAUCCCAAUCCAAAGCCCAGUUGAGUAUCACUUCAUUUCUUCUGACUUUUAGGUUUUCUCGUUUCUCUCUCUCUCUUCAACUUCUCAGCUUCAACACUCGAACUUCAUUCGCGUGUUUCCGACGAAGAAAAACCAAGAACGUAAUCUCUCUCUCUCUCCAAUGGCAUCAAAGUUCGGCUUAGCCGGCGGUAUUCCAGAGCGAAAGGUUCGUCCAAUAUGGGACGCCAUUGAUUCUCGACAGUUCAAGAACGCUCUCAAACACGUCACCACGUUACUCGCUAAGUACCCUAAUUCACCCUACGUUCUCGCUCUCAAAGCUCUCGUUCUAGAAAGAAUGGGGAAACCUGAAGAAGCUUUCUCAAUUUCCCUCAAUGCUAAGGAUAAUCUCUUUGUUAAUGAUGCUCUCUCGAUCGAUGAUCUCACGCUUAGUACAUUGCAGAUUGUGUUUCAGCGUAUCGACCGCUUGGAUUUGGCUACUGAAUGUUAUGAACACGCCUGUGGUAAAUUUCCUAAUAAAAUGGAACUGAUGAUGGGAUUAUUUAACUGCUAUGUUCGGGAGUACUCAUUUGUGAAGCAACAACAGACAGCUAUCAAAAUGUACAAGCUUGCUGGAGAAGAAAAAUACCUUCUUUGGGCAGUUUGUAGCAUCCAAUUACAGGUACUUUGUGGCAAUGGAGGAGAUAAGCUUUUAGUUUUAGCUGAAGGCUUACUUAAAAAACAUGCUGCUGCACAUAGCCUACAUGAGCCCGAAGCUGUUAUGGUUUACAUUUCCAUAUUGGAACAACAAGCUAAGUUUGGGGAUGCUCUGGAAAUUCUAUCUGGGAAAUUGGGAUCACUAAUGAUGAUUGAAGUUGAUAAGCUACGAAUGCAGGGGAGACUCCUGGCUCAGGCAGGUGACUACACUGCUGCUGCUGAUAUCUUUCAGAAAAUUCUAGAGUUAUGUCCAGAUGAUUGGGAUUGUUUUCUUCAUUACCUAGGCUGUUUGCUGGAAGAUGGCAGCAUUUGGUCUGACGAGGCUGUUAAUGAUCCUGUUCACCCCCCAAAAUUUAUCAGUUGCAAAGUAUCACACUUAACCGAUGAACAGUUUGACAGUCGGAUAUCAAUUGCGUCAGCUUUUAUACGGAAGUUACAAACAGACGCUUUUGAUAAUUCUAUAAGAUGUCCAUACUUAGCAAUAAUAGAAAUCGAAAGAAGAAAGCAUUUACGUGGGAAGGGAAAUGAUGACAACUUAAUGGAUGGAAUUGUACAAUACUUUUGCAGGUUUGGUCACUUGGCUUGCUUUACUUCCAAUGUUGAGAUGUUUUUUGAAGUCUUCACUACUGAUAAGAAGGCAGAGCUUUUGGAGAAGUUAAUGACAAGCAAUAAUAGAUUAUCAACUCCGCCUACCAAGACACUUGGGUUGUCUAUAAGCCUUUUCAAAAUUAAACAACAACUACUUCUAGGGGACAUGUUUAAGUCUUCUGCAAGCGAUGUUGAGGUCUCCUGUGUUCAGAUGUUUGAAAUGUAUUGCAAAAACCUUUCUCUUUCAAAAGAUUUUGAUCCUCAGGAGAGCAUGCAUGGCGAGGAGCUGCUUUCAAUCACAUGUAAUAUUUUGGUUCAGUUAUUCUGGCGUACCAAAAAUGUUGGCUAUUUGGUAGAGGCGAUCAUGGUUUUGGAGUUUGGCUUGUCAAUACGAAGAUAUGUACCACAGUACAAGAUAUUGCUAUUGCACUUGUAUUGUCACUUUGGUGCUCUUUCAGUGGCACAUGAAUGGUAUAAGUCUUUGGAUAUCAAGAAUAUCUUGAUGGAAAGUAUGUUACACCACAUUUUGCCUCAGAUGCUGUCCUCUCCACUAUGGGCUGAGUUAAACAGUCUGCUAAAGGACUACCUGAAGUUUAUGGAUGACCACUUCAGAGAAUCUGCAGAUUUAACAUAUCUUGCAUAUCAUCAUAAAAAUUACUCAAAAAUAGUUGAAUUUGUCCAGUUCAAAGAUAGGUUGCAACACUCCAGUCAGUAUUUGGUGGCACGAGUUGAAACACCCAUUUUACAGCUAAAGCAGAAUGCAGAUAACAUUGAAGAAGAAGAGGGCAUCCUUCAAAGAAUGAAAUGUGGGACUGACUUCCUUGAGCUGUCUAACGAGGUUGGGUCAAAGUCUUUAACUUUGAAUGAAGACUUGGAGACACGGCCCUGGUGGACACCGACAUUAGAGAAGAAUUACCUUUUAGGGCCAUUCGAAGGGAUUUCAUAUUGUCCUAGAGAAAUAUUGACCAAAGAGAGGGAGACAAGUUUAAAGAGAGGCAUUGAGAAGAAAUCCCUACUCCCACGGAUGAUCUAUCUUUCAAUUCAAAGUGCCUCGUCGUCAAUCAAGGAGCAUGUUGAGGUCAAUGGUUCUGUUACCCCAGACAUCACUUUGGAGCUGAAAAUAUUGCUGGAGCGCUUUGCACAAUUUUUGGGCUUUUCUCUUGGUGAAGCAAUAGAAGUGGUCAAGGGUUUUUCUAAUGGUGAAAGAUCUGUGGUUUCAGACUCAAACUUGAUUGACUGGUUGAAUUUCACUGUAUUCUUAAAUGCGUGGAACCUGAGUUCCCAUGAACUUGUACACCCAGACAGAAAUGAACGGAAGCCUAUUAUUUGGAAUAUCUUAGAUUCAUUGUUGGAGAAGUAUAUUUUAGAGAAGAUUAGGACCACGGAGCCCCAACUAUGCUCUCCUUGGAGUGACAUUCAACUUCUGAUGCAGCUAGUUACUGAACCUUUGGCAUGGCAUGGACUUGUGAUCCAGUCUUGUCUAAGAUCUUGUCUUCCAUCAAAUAAGAAGAAAAAGAAAAGUGGUUCGGUCUAUCAGUCUAGUUCAAAUUUGGCUCAUGCAAUCACAGAUUCUGUUCAGCAAUUAUCUCUUGUAUUGGAGGAUGUUAUCAAAUGGAUAAGUGAAUGGAACAGAAGAUCUGAAGAUGAGAACAUGGAGGGCAUUCUUUUUCUUCUUCGGAAAGAUGGGCAUGAUGAUGGGCCGGGCCGGGUCUUUCACAUUUUAGAAACAUUUAUUUCCUCUAUGAAUAAUGCAGAAGUUGGUGAUCGUAUCUAUCACUCACUUAAGUCAUGGAGUCCUGCCGAUGUUGCCAGGAAAAUUGUGAGAGGGAAGCUUAAAGUAUUGAUUGAAUUUUCAGCCAUUUGUGAGUCAAAAUUGAAGCUAUUGCAGUCUUUGAAACAGAAGGUAGCUCAACUGUGAAGAAAUGUCAUCAGUGGCUGGUGCUGGAGUUUUAUUUCAGGUUGACAAACAACUCUUCAAUCAGUCCAGAUAUGAAGCUUCAAUGUCCAGGGUUGAAAAAUUGUGCUUCAGUUGUGCCGUUAUUUUCAUUAGUUUCAUUCACUGAAUCCAUAUCAGAAGUUCUGUCAAUGUCACAGGGUUUUAUUGCUUGCCUACUGUUGAGUGUUGGCUCUAGUUUUUUGUUUGUCAUUCUGUAAAAUUUCUGCCGAGUGUACAUUAACAUACCCCCCUCUUUUUGAGCUGUUGGUGGAGAAUUUUAGCUGUUUGUUCGAGCAAAAAUUUUGGCAAUGUAUUAAUUGGUUUGAUUGUUUUGAAUGAAAAUAUAUUCUUGAAGUAUUC